Molecule: messenger RNA, 1705 nt
Organism: Brassica oleracea var. oleracea
Lineage: Eukaryota; Viridiplantae; Streptophyta; Magnoliopsida; Brassicales; Brassicaceae
Product: calcium-dependent protein kinase 11
Exons: 7
Coding region: 86-1579 (497 amino acids)
Biological process (GO): peptidyl-serine phosphorylation; protein autophosphorylation; intracellular signal transduction
Cellular component (GO): nucleus; cytoplasm
Molecular function (GO): calmodulin binding; ATP binding; calcium/calmodulin-dependent protein kinase activity
Source: RefSeq, a predicted model, not a curated record
GAGUCAAAAAAAAAUAUGGAGAAGAGGGAAGAAAGCAAAGAAAAACUCCGAUAUCAUCAUCUACAGAAAUCGAGAUCGCAGAAAAAUGGAGAAAGCAAAUCCUAGACGCCCUUCAAACACUGUUCUUCCUUACCAAACUCCUCGAUUAAGAGAUCACUACCUCCUGGGGAAGAAGCUAGGCCAAGGCCAAUUCGGCACGACCUAUCUCUGCACCGAGAAGUCAACCUCCGCGAAUUACGCCUGCAAAUCGAUCCCUAAGCGGAAGCUGGUGUGCCGAGAAGAUUACGAGGAUGUCUGGCGCGAGAUUCAGAUCAUGCAUCAUCUCUCGGAGCACCCGAACGUUGUCCGGAUCAAGGGUACCUACGAGGAUUCUGUCUUCGUACACAUCGUGAUGGAGGUCUGCGAAGGAGGUGAGCUGUUCGAUCGGAUUGUGGCGAAGGGUCAUUUCAGCGAGCGUGAGGCGGUGAAGCUUAUAAAGACGAUUCUUGCGGUGGUGGAGGCAUGCCAUUCGCUUGGGGUUAUGCAUAGAGAUCUCAAGCCUGAGAAUUUCUUGUUUGAUAGCCCCAAGGAAGAUGCCAAGCUUAAGGCUACGGAUUUUGGCUUGUCUGUCUUCUACAAACCAGGACAAUAUCUAUACGACGUAGUUGGAAGCCCGUACUAUGUUGCACCAGAGGUUCUAAAGAAAUGUUAUGGACCUGAAAUAGAUGUGUGGAGCGCCGGUGUUAUCCUCUACAUUUUACUAAGCGGUGUCCCUCCUUUCUGGGCAGAAACCGAGUCUGGAAUCUUUAGACAGAUAUUGCAAGGGAAGUUAGAUUUCAAAUCUGACCCGUGGCCUACUAUCUCAGAAGCUGCUAAAGAUCUGAUCUACAAGAUGCUUGAAAGGAGCCCCAAGAAACGAAUUUCUGCACAUGAGGCCUUGUGUCACCCAUGGAUUGUGGAUGAAGAGGCAGCACCAGACAAGCCUCUUGACCCAGCAGUCUUAUCACGACUAAAGCAGUUCUCACAGAUGAACAAGAUUAAGAAAAUGGCCUUGCGGGUUAUCGCUGAGAGGCUUUCAGAGGAAGAAAUUGGAGGUCUAAAGGAAUUAUUCAAAAUGAUAGACACAGACAACAGCGGGACGAUUACAUUUGAAGAGCUCAAAGCGGGUUUGAAGAGAGUCGGAUCCGAGCUGAUGGAAUCAGAGAUCAAGUCUCUUAUGGAUGCGGCGGAUAUUGAUAACAGUGGCACAAUAGACUACGGAGAGUUUCUAGCAGCGACACUACACAUGAACAAGAUGGAGAGAGAAGAGAAUCUGGUGGCAGCAUUUUCGUAUUUUGACAAGGACGGGAGCGGAUAUAUCACCAUUGAUGAGCUGCAGUCAGCAUGCACAGAGUUUGGUCUAUGUGAUACACCUCUUGAUGACAUGAUCAAGGAGAUUGAUCUUGAUAAUGACGGGAAGAUAGAUUUCUCGGAGUUUACGGCAAUGAUGAAGAAAGGAGAUGGAGUUGGGAGAAGCAGAACCAUGAUGAAAAACUUGAACUUCAACAUUGCUGACGCUUUUGGAGUUGAUGAACAAAGCGCUCAAAAGUCUGAUGAUUGACCCCCCACCCCAGCCAAUCGAUCCAUCGACAAUUUCUUUUUGGCAAAACUAAAAAAAAUAAUAUCAAUUUUAGUUUCUUACAUAUCUCUUGGAACUGAGAAUAAUGAAAUGUUUUUUUUUUUUGCU